AUGGACCCCGACGUGGACUACGAGCGCCCCAACGUCGAGACCAUCAAGUGCGUCGUGGUGGGCGACAACGCAGUGGGCAAGACGCGGCUGAUCUGCGCCCGCGCCUGCAACGCCACGCUGAGCCAGUACCGGCUGCUGGCCACGCACGUGCCCACCGUGUGGGCCAUCGACCAGUACCGCGUCUGCCAGGAGGUGCUGGAGCGCUCCCGCGAUGUGGUGGACGAGGUCAGCGUCUCCCUGCGCCUCUGGGACACCUUCGGGGACCAUCAUAAGGAUCGGCGCUUCGCCUACGGCAGGUCGGACGUGGUCGUGCUCUGCUUCUCGCUGGCAAACCCCAACUCGCUGCGGCACGUGAAGACCAUGUGGUACCCCGAGAUCAAGCACUUCUGCCCGCGCACGCCCAUCGUGCUGGUGGGCUGCCAGCUGGACCUGCGCUACGCCGACCUGGACGCCGUCAACCGCGCGCGCCGGCCGCUGGCCAAGCCCAUCAAGCCCUCGGACAUCCUGCCGCCGGAGCGGGGGCACGAGGUGGCGCAGGAGCUGGGGGUGCCGUACUACGAGACCAGCGUGGUGGCGCAGUUCGGGGUGAAGGACGUGUUCGACAACGCCAUCCGCGCCGCGCUCGUGUCCCGCCGCCACCUGCAGUUCUGGAAGUCCCACCUGCGCAAGAUGCAGCGCCCGCUGCUGCAGGCACCCUUCCUGCCCCCCAAGCCCCCCCCGCCCCUCAUCCAGGUGCCCGACGCGCCCCCCGGGCUGGGGGGGGGCCCGGCCGCGCUGUUCCGGGCCCCGCUCUGCGCCGACGUCGUGUUCCAGCUGCAGGGCGGGCACCGCGUCUUCGCCCACCGCGUGUUCCUGGCCACCGCCUGCUCCCGCUUCUACGACCUGUUCACGCUCGAGGGGACCCCCGGCGAGGGGGACGGGGGCACCCGCGACCUGUCGGGGUGGGGCCGCGGGUUCCUGAGCCUGCACUGGGAGGAGGUGCCGGAGCCGGCGGCGGGGCGGGCGCGGCGCAUGGCGGUGGUGGCCAUGGACCGGGCCGUGCGGCCGGAGCCGCUGCGCGCCGUGCUGGAGUACCUGUACACCGGGCGGCUGGAGCGGCCCCACGCCGACCUGCGCCAGGUGGGCGCCGUGGCCGAGCUGCUCGAGGUGUUCGACCUGCGCAUGAUGGUGGCCAACGAGCUCAACCAGGAGAGCUUCAUGAACCAGGAGAUCACCAAGGCCUUCCACGUGCGCCGUGCCAACCGCGUCAAGGAGUGCCUGGCCAAGGGCGUCUUCGCGGACGUGGUGUUCCGGGUGGAUGACGGGCUGGUGCCGGCGCACAAGCCGCUGCUCAUCGCUGGCUGUGACUGGAUGAGGGCCAUGUUCCGGGGGGGCUUCCGCGAGAGCUACGCCCAAGAGGUAUCCCUGCCCGGCACCAACUGCGCCUGCCUCCGCGCCGUGCUCGACUUCCUCUACACGGGGGUCUUCACCCCCACGCCCGACCUGGACGCCAUGGAGCUGCUCAUCCUCACGGACCGGCUGUGCCUGCCGCGGCUGCAGGCGCUCACCGAGCAAUACGCCGUGGACGAGCUGCUCCGAGCCUUCAUGCAGCGCGUGGAGAUCGACGAGCAGGUCAUCAUCUACCUGGAGAUGACGCAGUUCCACAACGCCCACCAGUUGGCCGCGUGGUGCCUGCACUACAUCUGCACCAACUACAACCGCGUGUGCCGCCGCUUCCCCCGCGAGAUGAAGUUCAUGUCCCCAGAGAACCAGGCGCACUUCGAGCGGCACCGCUGGCCCCCGGUGUGGUACCUGAAGGAGGAGGAUCUGUACCUGCGCUCCAAGAAGGAGCGGGAGCGCGAGGAGCAGCUCCAGCGCAAGCAGCACCCCCGCAGCAAGUGGUGCUUCUGGCGGCCCUCGCCCCCCGUGUCCUGAGCUGGGGACGAGGGGCUGGGACCCCCGCGUGGGGCUGGGGGGCUUGGCUGGACUGGGAGCCCCUGUGUGGGGCUGGGGGGCUCGGCCAGGCUGGGGGGGCCCGUGUUGGGCUGAGGGGCUCGAGGCUGGGACCCCCACAUGGAGCUGGGGGGCUUGGAUGGGCUGGGGGUCCCUGUGCUGAGCUGAGGGGCUUGAGGUUGGGACCCUCACACUGGGCAGGGGAGCUCAGCUGGGCUGGGGGUCCCUGUUCUAAGUGAGGGGCUUGGGGCUGCGGCUCCCACGCUGGGCUG
Messenger RNA from Pipra filicauda (Wire-tailed manakin), 2204 nucleotides. RefSeq names its product rho-related BTB domain-containing protein 2-like. The record is from RefSeq and is a predicted model, not a curated record. Gene Ontology annotation, biological process: small GTPase-mediated signal transduction. Gene Ontology annotation, molecular function: GTPase activity; GTP binding; protein binding. Bases 1 to 1914 code for a protein of 637 amino acids. Lineage: Eukaryota; Metazoa; Chordata; Aves; Passeriformes; Pipridae. The transcript is spliced from 9 exons.